GAGAAGGGUUUGUGGUCUGGGAACUGGAUAUUGUGGUUUAGGAUUUUGGUGGUAAACUAUUACUGGAUGGUAGGAGCAAAAGCUCCUACAGGAAGUGAGUAGCUCAAUUUAGACUGGAGGUAAAGGUGGUUGGAGUUGAGGAGGCCUAGGAAGUAUGAGGUCAAGAGUUGUGUGGGUCAUCCACCACCUAACAUUUAUCUAUUCUCAAUUCUCUAGUGCUUGUGCCACUAGAAGGCUUGAUGUUUUAAGCACAUGGAGGAUGCCAACCAAACUGAGAUGAUUCAUUUCCACUUCCGUCCCUUUUCCAAACUCUCUGAGGUGCAGAUGUUGAUUUUUGUGGCCUUCCUGAUUAUGUACCUGGUCAGCAUCAGUGGAAACUUCUCCAUUUCCAUCAUCAUCUGGAUCCACCAUUCUCUCCACACCCCCAUGUACUUCUUCCUGGCCAACUUGGCAGCCCUGGAGAUCUGCUAUUCUUCCACCAUUGCCCCUCUGACUCUGGCCAGCAUCCUGUCCCCUGAGAGAACCAUAAUCUCCCUUCCUGGGUGUGGCACCCAGAUGUUCUUCUUCAUCUUUCUGGGCAGCGCUGAUUGCAUUCUGCUGGCCCUCAUGGCCUAUGAUCGGUUUGUGGCCAUCUGUCACCCUCUACAUUACACUCAUAUCAUGAGCCGACGGUUGUGUGCCCAAAUGACCCUGGGGUCUCUGGUGCUGGGAUUUACCUUGGCCGUGCAGUUGACUGUGCUCAUCUUCCGACUCCCCUUCUGCAGCAGUAAAGAAAUCAGCCUCUUCUAUUGUGAUGUCCUCCCUGUCAUGAGACUAGCCUGUGCAGAUACCCGGGUUCACGAGGCCACUCUGUUUGUGGUCGGCGUCACUGUCCUCACCAUCCCAUUUCUGCUCAUCAUUCUCUCCUAUGUCUUCAUUGUGGCUGCCAUCCUGAAGAUCUGCUCUGCAGAGGGAAGGCAUAAAGCCUUCUCCACCUGCUCCUCCCAUCUCACUGUGGUCCUCCUCCAGUAUGGAUGUGGGAGCCUCAUCUACUUGUGCCCCAGCUCCCGGUACUCUCCUGAGAGGGGCCAGGUAGUGUCCGUGGUUUACACAUUCAUCACUCCUGUGCUGAACCCCUUGAUCUACAGCAUGAGGAACAGAGAGCUUAAGGAUGCUUUGAAGAGAGCAAUGAUGAGGUUCUUGCUGCCCCAAACAUAA
Molecule: messenger RNA, 1197 nt
Organism: Loxodonta africana (African savanna elephant)
Lineage: Eukaryota; Metazoa; Chordata; Mammalia; Proboscidea; Elephantidae
Product: olfactory receptor 10V1-like
Exons: 1
Coding region: 253-1197 (314 amino acids)
Biological process (GO): G protein-coupled receptor signaling pathway
Cellular component (GO): membrane
Molecular function (GO): G protein-coupled receptor activity; olfactory receptor activity; odorant binding
Source: RefSeq, a predicted model, not a curated record